AUGUUCUCACCGUCGCUGGCGCGUGUGGCCCGCACCACUUGCGCCCUGCCCCCCUCAUCCGCCAUCAGCUCCCGCCCGCUGGGGGCUCUCCAAACUGCACACCAUCUCCUCGCGCGCCACACUCAGCAGCGCCGCAACUCCAGCACCUCAUGUCCUCCCGACAACUCGCGCGGUCCCGGCACCUCACAAUCCAGCUCCGCAAGCUCGUCAAAGUCGGCUGAGAAGAAGACCACGCCACGCGGCAAGAGCAAAAAGCUUGCUCAGCAGCACAUGAACGUGCCCUCCGUUCCGCCGACAAGCUACCUGCAAGAGAGUGAUGUCGCCAUUUCCUCCUUCUUCUCCGUCCACCGCCCCAUCUCUAUCACCAACUCGAUACCCGUCACCUCGUCAGAAUCCUCUUUCGGCGCCAUUUUCGAGCCCCGCAAGCAGAGCAACGCCUCGAAAUACGGGAAUGUUAUCUACACUCUGGGGAAUGCUGUAAAGAGCUUGGAGGGUGGCGCUCGGUCGUCGGAGGAGACGGAGCUGAGGGAGGAGAUCAUGCGGCAGUCGGCCGCCAACGAUGGCGCGGUCCACCUCGACGGUCCGGCUCCGGCACGCCAGGUCUCGCUGAACGACCUUCUCUCUCAGAUGCGCCCGUUCAACGCGCCUCCGCCACCAAGCCCGUUCGACCACGCACAGCAGAACGCCGCAUCGGAAGCCGAGACUGCGGAGACCCGUGGCACCGAAGCCCAGCAGACGCAGCCGCAAAAGCCGCAAAAGAAGAUCUGGAAGGCGACCUUGACUGUUACGGAGACGACGGAUACUACCGGGCGGAAAACCUUCUCGGCCACCACAUCGCCGGUCAUCAGGAUGCCCACGCGUUCCAAGGGUGCCAUCGAGGACCCGGCAUACGACGAGGGCAUCACGAUCCGCCAGCCUUUCCUCGAGCGCAUGGAGAUCCGCGAGCAGGAGUGGCGUAAGUUCAUCAGGGACCGCGCACGGAAUCAGAAUGGCACCAUGCACGCCAUUAGCGUCAAGCGCCAGCGCAAACUGAAGAUGAAGAAGCACAAGUACAAGAAGCUCAUGAAGAAGACGAGAAACUUGCGUAGGAAGUUGGGUCAGACAUAA
Molecule: messenger RNA, 1107 nt
Organism: Diplodia corticola
Lineage: Eukaryota; Fungi; Ascomycota; Dothideomycetes; Botryosphaeriales; Botryosphaeriaceae
Exons: 2
Coding region: 1-1107 (368 amino acids)
Biological process (GO): mRNA processing
Cellular component (GO): mitochondrion
Source: RefSeq, a predicted model, not a curated record